Messenger RNA from Xyrichtys novacula (pearly razorfish), 9653 nucleotides. The record is from the annotation of a GenBank genome assembly. NCBI's taxonomy places the organism in Eukaryota, Metazoa, Chordata, Actinopteri, Labriformes, Labridae.
UUUUUCGUGGUGCAACAAAGUCUUUAAUAAUAAACACAAUCAACCAUGCGCAUGAAGCAAUAUCCAAAUGGAUUUUUGCAGACUAUUGAAUUGCUUAAUUUAUUAAUGAAAAACUAUGUUUACAGAUGGAAUUGGAGCCAGAAUCCUCUACUUUGGUAAUAUUAUUUGUUCUGUUGAGUGCACUCGAUAAACUCACACCCACACUUUCUUCCUGACCGACCAACAUUUGAAUUUAUGCAUAAAAUUCUCACACUAUAGGACGAUAUAGCUAUAACCUUUCUGUUAAGCACACUAAAACUAUGCAGUUGUGUGCAGCAGUUCCUGCAUUAUUUCAUGUCUCUGUUUAGCACCUUAUUCCCAUUGCACGGCUGUUAUAUUUGUAAUGUGUGUCAAAGCUAACAGGAGCGUAGAUGGUUGAAUUUCCACUCAUAACCACAGCAGUCAAUCAUCGUGUAAGAAGUCCUCACGGUCAAUUUGCUGUUGGCUCUUAUACCAGGUGGUGUACAGCAUCUGUAAUGUUUCUCAGGAGGUUAAGUAGAAUUCAGAAAUAAUUAGUUGCACUCAGAACAUGUUACAUGAGAGACAUUUUUCCAUUUAGGCGGAACGCACAACAUAGUUUCCAUGCAACUAAAACCGCUUAAGUGUUAAAAGCUGCAGAAUAUAGGCUAACCUACUCUAAUCCCACAGUUUAAAGCUGGAAAGUAGUUAAAGACAAAGGGAUUGAUAUUCUACUUUUGCCCUUGAGUGAAACAAGAGGGAGGGAGAGAGGGACGAGUGGGAGAGAUUGUGUGUGCGAGGGAGACAGGGACAUGAGAGAUAAUCUCUUUUGUAUUUUUGAUCCCUAAAUGUGGUGGUUGUGUCCCCUUAUCCCAGCUACUUAGUCUCUGCAAUGAGUAAGUGAUGCCAUGCACUUAGGCUGUGAAAAGCAGGUCAGUAUGACCACAGAGAGAAAACCACAUGUGCAUCACAUGGAUAGCCCUGGGAUUAUUCCUCACAAAAUGUCUUAAUUCCUCUGUUCACUAAUGAUCCAGGGAAAAUGCCCUCUAAUCUCCAUUCCAUUAAUUAAAAAGAGCAUGAGCCCGUGGAAAACCUCACCAUCUGCUGCAGCUUCAUUCCUGCAGACAGAUUGUGUUUUCAGUUUUUAACCAGGGGAACUGGGUUUUUUAGAGCAAUCGGGUGGAGCAUACAUUGAGGUAGAUAGUAAACAGAUACAACUGCUCUGUUUGAGUAUUAAUGCGCUGAAAUAUGCUGGGGAAAGAAAAAAAAAUCUGUUUUAAACAAGAGGAAUUGCUGCCAGGGUUCUGCAAUGACAACUGGGAAUAUGAGCUGCUUCCUGAGCCCAAUUUUUCAACUUGCAGACAUCAAACCAAUACUGAGUAACCCAAAAAAAGAAAAAAAAAACUCCUUAGAGCCAUUGUAUAGAAGAAGUAUUAACUUCUGCUAUAAAAAAAGGGUGUGUAUUUUUCAUUUGUUUAGAAAUGACAGUCGCUUUAGUCUUUUGAGAGAUUGCUUUUACGCCUUUUUUUAUGAAGAAGAGUCUUGUAAGAUGGUCUUACUUUCUUCCUUUUCUUCCUUUUUCGACAAAACAACUAAAAAAUAAAAUAUUGUAUCUUCACAGUGAUGUUAUUUAUAUUAUUUAGCCGUUCGGGUUCAGGGUGGCAGCAAUGGUGUCCUUAAAAGUUUCUUAUUUAAUCAGUAAACCCAAAAUCUCUGAAGCCACAAUUUCAACUUCUUUUACAGUGCUGUGCUGUGAUGAGAAUUUUGCAUUUAAAAUAAAAUAAAAUUAAAAAAAUCCUUCGAGAAUUAAUGCAGCUAAAGAAACCAAAACUGUCACUUUUAACAAGUUAUGUGAGUCACAGUAAAUUUGCUGCAGGAAGAUUGGUUUAGAUCCGAUUAUGCUAAACUGUAUCUCUUCAAAAUGAUGAAACAGUCUUAUAAGAAAUUGAAUCAAGUGUUUGACCCGCGGUCAGAGCCUGGAGACUGUGACAUGAAUUUGAUCAGGCUAGUAGGCAGGAAAGAUUAUCCGAGCAGAUGUCGUUUCCCUCCUAUUGGAACAGUAGGGCCAAUAAUAAACAAACGCACACACAGACACACAAAGCGCACACUAAUCUGAGAUAGGCGAGUAGCCCUUGCGCAUCCCUUUCUCUCUCCUCUCUUUCUCUCAGGCAGACAGACGCUGUGCCAGUCCCGCCAAUGUCAAGUUUAUACCAGACUGUAUUUUGCACAUUUCCUCUCGAAUGAGCACACUUCAGACUGAGACUUGGGAGUGAGAUGCGGCUUUACUUCAGCCCACAGAUGGACACACCAGGCGCGGAGAAGAGAGUGUUUGGGAAAUGGCACGCCGUGUGCCGUUUAGCGUUGCUCACUUGGGUCUUGGAUGCAGCCUGGGGACAGAUUCGGUACUCCAUCCCUGAGGAGUUGGAGCAUGGAGCUUUUAUUGGCAAUAUUGCAGAGGACCUGGGCUUGGAUCUGAACAAGCUCUCAGCGCGCAGAUUCCGGAUAGUCUCAGGCGCCAGGAAGCAGUAUGUGGAGGUGAAUUUGGAAAACGGAGUUUUGUUUGUCAAUGAAAGAAUUGACCGUGAAGAACUAUGCGAGCAGAGUUUGUCCUGUUCCUUUCACCUGCAAGUGGUCAUAGAAAACCCUCUGGAGCUUUACAGGGUGGAGAUGGAAAUCUUGGACGUUAAUGAUAACUCUCCCAGCUUUCCAUGGACUGAGUUCAAUCUGGACAUAUCAGAGUCGGCAGUGCCAGGAUCCCGUUUCCCACUUGAGAGCGCACAGGAUUUGGAUGUCGGUUCCAACUCGUUGCGCACCUAUUUGCUGAGCGUAAAUGAGCAUUUUCUCUUGGAUAUACAGACUCGCAGUGAUGGCAGUAAAUUUGCAGAGCUAGUCCUGCAAAGCCCACUGGACAGGGAGCAGCAAAGUGCGCAUCAAAUGGUCCUAACUGCGGUGGAUGGGGGCGCGCCGGAGAGAUCCGGCACUGCGCAAAUUGAUAUCACCGUUUUGGAUGCAAAUGACAACGCACCUGUGUUUGAUCAGUCUUUUUACAGGGUGAGACUCGCCGAAAACGCACCAAAGGGUACAGUUGUCAUAAAACUUAAUGCGUCCGAUCUAGAUGAGGGUCCCAAUGCUGACAUAACCUACUCAUUCAGCGGCCACGCUCCCCUCAAAGUGCGCCAGCUCUUCACCGUUGACGCGCGCACCGGGGAAAUCAAAGUAAAAGGCGUGAUAGAUUAUGAAAAAGCGAGGAUGCAUGAAAUAUAUGUCCAGGCUAAAGACAAAGGCCCAUCAGCCGUGGCAGUUCACUGUAAAGUCCUCGUAAAUGUUUUGGAUAAAAAUGACAACCUCCCAGAGGUGAUCCUCACAUCCGUGUCCACACCUGUACAGGAGGACGCGCCCCCUGGGACAGUGAUUGCUGUCAUCAGCGUCAUGGACAAAGACUCAGGUGAGAAUGGAAAUGUGGACUGUGAGAUCCCCCAUCACGUCCCAUUUCAGCUCCACUCAUCUUUUAAGAACUAUUACACAUUAGUAACUUCUGAUUUUCUGGACAGAGAGGCAGUCGCCGAGUAUAACAUCACCCUCACUGCCAGGGAUAUGGGCUCCCCACCUUUAUUCACGCGGAAAACUAUUCUAGUCCAAGUGUCUGAUGUUAAUGAUAACGCGCCUCGUUUCAAGCAGCCCUCAUAUACUGUGUAUCUGACUGAGAAUAACGCGCCGGGUGCAUCCAUCUGCUCUGUGACUGCGCAGGAUCCAGAUUCUGGACAAAACGCGUACCUCUCUUACUCUAUAAUGGACGCGGACAUUCAAGGUAUGGCCAUGUCUACAUACGUGUCCAUCAACUCGGAUAAUGGGAACAUUUACGCACUGCGGUCGUUUGACCAUGAGCAACUUAAAAACUUUCAGAUCACAGUUCAGGCGCAAGACGCCGGUUUUCCACCUCUGAUCAGCAAUGUUACAGUGAAUAUCUUCAUUCUGGAUCAGAACGAUAAUGCACCUAUCAUCGUGUCACCAGUCACGAAAAAUGGCACGGCACCAAUCGAAGCAUUGCCCCGAUCUGCAGAUGCCGGUCACCUUGUCACCAAAAUCAGCGCAGUGGACGCAGACGCGGGUCAGAACUCGCGUCUCUUUUAUCAGAUGCUCCAAGCAACUGAUCCGAGCUUGUUCAGCGUGGCCCUGUACACGGGGGAAAUCAGGACAAUCCGCCAGUUGGUGGAGAAAGACCCCACGAGGCAUAGACUGGUCAUUCUCGUGAAGGACAAUGGUCAGCCGCCCCUCUCGGCCACAGUUUCCAUCAUCCUGUCAGUGGUUGACAGCCUGCCAGAUCUACAGCCCGAUCUGGGUGACCUGUCACUAAGCCCGCAUCACAGCUCCAACUUCACCCUCUACUUAAUCGUGUCUCUGGGCGCAAUCUCCUUCACGUUUCUGGUGGCCAUAAUCGUCCUUGUUACAGUGCGCAGACUGAAGGGCAGACCGUCCAACAGAGAGUCCAACUUUCCCUCCAUCGGCGCGUGCUGCUGUGGUAGCUCCUGCACGCGCUCAGAAGCAUCCACCACAACAGAAGUGUUCAAAAAGUCGAAUCUAAACGUCCGGAUGUCCGCAGGCGCGCCCGUCUGUGCAGAGGCAACCAGCAAUGGUGCAGUCCCGCAGGUCUACUGCUAUAAAAUGUGUCUGACCCCGGAAUCGUCCAAAAGUGACUUCAUGUUCCUCAAACCCUGCAGCCCGGUGAUGUCAGUACAGCAGAAUAAUGCCAAGAGCACAGAUUAUCUGACCUCUGGCUGGAGCGCGCUGGACCGGAAUGAGCUGGCCAACAACAGAGCAACGACCCCAAAUGAGGUAAUAUGGCCCACUGAAAUAUACCCAAACAUAUAUUCCCAAAUAAAAAAGAUAUUAGGGGGUUCUUUCUCUCAUCAUAUCACUUAAGUCUCCCACUUAUACCAAAACUAGAGCACUAGUCAUCCCUCUGUCUCACAUUAAUCAGACAUGACAGCCUGGUUGACUGCAGGGGCAAAUUACAAUGAAUCUGACACACUAAAGGACGCUCUUAACUUUUAUUAAAGCUCCUGUGAGGAGGUUUUCACUGGUUUAAAACUACAAAUGCCAGCGAAUGGAAUGAUAAUCUAAGUAUUGUUAAAGGUUUGUAACCACAGAUUAUCUACAGCAUACUGAAGAAAUGUCCUUUUUAAUAAUUUUACUAGCUAGUAUUCACAACAAAUGUUAAUCUGACUUCACUUCAUCUAAAAAACACUUCUUACUUGUGUACGAAGUCAAGACAGUUAUGAAACUGCCACUGUCCACAGGAGCACCUAAGUCAAACCAAAAAGUUCCUCAAAAGAACUUUAAAUUGUGUUCAAAAGUGUUUAAAUGAAAGUAAGUUCAUUACAAGACGCAUCUUCUAGUGCUGAAAAAUUCUGUUAAUCCAAAACUGCACCCGAGUGUUCGCUUCAGGACAGCUUCAAAAGCCAAGGAUUCCCCAUUGACACCAUGCUAAAAAUGUUCAGUUCUAGAGCAAAAUCAAACACAUUUAAAGUCUGAUGCAAAGUAAUUAAUUUUGGUCUGCAUAGCUCAAUUCUUUAUUUUUACACGUGUUUUUUUCAUCACUCAUACAUUUUAAGGGUAUUAAGGGUUUUGUAUAAAUUAGGGGUGCAGCUAAAUUGACUGAUAAGUAGGUACAGUGUUGCUGUUUGCAUGGAGUAAAGGCCUGACUCAGGUCUGCCUCAUUGCUUGUGCUUGGACUGAGUCAAAGUCAGCAUUCCCAAUAUGGCAUGCCCCAUUAGUAGUCUUCAAAAGCCAAAUAUUUGUGGCUCAAUUGAAGCACUGAUUUGUAUAAGGGAAUCAGAACAUCUGUUUCAAUGAAUGACAUUUCCUUGACCUUUCUUUCUCCAAAACUUUUUUUCCAUAUCAAAAGGGCAGCAUGAGCAUGGUUUUAAGACAGGGAGUGUUUGUCCAUGUUCACAGUCUUAAGCAAACUCCUGCACACUUCCUGUAGCAUACAUUUAACUGCAUGGUUCCAUACUUAGAUAUAGUAAAUAAAUUCAAUCAAGAUUUAAUUUGAUAGUUCAGCAGGAUGCAGAAGAUUACUUUGGCAUUUUUAAUGCACUGGUUUUUCUCUUAGACUUGUCUUGUGAAAUAGAUGUGCAUUUUUUUUAUAAAACCACUCUACAUUUCAACCUAAGUCCCACUUGUGAAGAGACAAAUGGACAAUAUUAAUUUCAGGUUUUGUGGUGUCACCCUUUGGACACCUGUCUGGACACCCCCCAGUAUAAAACCUCCUCAGAAACCACUUAGUGAAGUCACUUAGACUAUAUCCAUGUUUGGAAUAUAAUCAAGUCAACAGUCUUUAUAAAUAAGUACAGCUAGGCUAUACUUAAAGCCUUGAAUGUUAUCUAGGGGUUAAAAAUAGCAUAAAAUGUAUGCCUACUCUGCAAGGAUUUAUGCAAGAAAUCCAUUAGAAUAUAUAGCCUCCAACAACCCACAUGUUAUGACAGCAUACCCUGCAGUCUGGGUAAAUUACCACAGUGUGUCAAGGUGCAUGACACCCGCAUAAAAGGUGUUGCAGAGAUAAAAGAGAUGCAUAUUUUUAUCACAGACUUGAAGCUGUCUUUUGAUCUUGCUGUAGUCAACAGUGUCAGUACUUCCAUAUAUCCAACCUCAAAUUAGCUACAUAAGCAGAUUAGCUACUAACUGGUUUGGAGAGUUAAUUUUGCUCCAUCUUUAUGAGACGAUAACAUCUUUUCUAUCAUCUGGCAAUGUGAAAAAUGCAUAUAAUUAGAUAAUUAUAUAUCAGUUUAUUCCUUGGAGGGUAAAAUAAAUAAAAAGUUCUUUUUGUUAUCCAACUUUUCUUAAUUAUAUUUGACUUUGUUAGAUACUCUUGACAUGAAUCUGAACCAUCAACAACCAAGUUGCCUUUAACCGUAAAACUUUUUGAACCUGAUAUAGCCUUUACAUAUACAUUUUUAUUCAGAUAUAACUGAUAACUGAUAUAACUAAGUUUUUUUCUGUUUCAACUGUGCAGCUAAAAUACUCAAAUAGGGAUUGGACCUUGACCAAGAACCAACGCAACUCAGCCUACAAGAGGUGAGCGCACAGUUUAACCAAUUACAAUAUGCAUACAUGACAACACGAUCACUCAACCAUGCUUCUACGGUGCUGUCUCUUCAGGUAUAGUACGGCAAACAUGGAGGGUACUCUGUCUCGUCAACAAAAGUACGACGCUGAUGGCUUUUCCUGCCCUGUAGCUCCACAGUACUGGACGUGGGGGAACCACAUGAAAGGUAGGUGGUAACUCUGUAUUUUGGCUCUUUAUUACAUACUUGAAAGUGGGCGAUGGCACGGGGGCUCUCCUCUGUCUGAGCCUGGGGAUUUAUCCUGAAUUAUAAAACAGUAAACUGAAAGCAGAUAAUACCCAGCCCACAAACUGUAGGGGGAUUUUAAUACAUCAACACGAGGAUUACUUAAGUCCCUGCAAGAAGUGUUUAGCCUUUUUUUGCUGGAAAAAUUUAAGAAGAUGCCUUUAAAGCCACCUUAUUCAGAUCAAGUAUACUGUAUGUAAAUAUGAGCUCUUUGCAGGAAUUAUCUGCCGAUACAAACACUAAUUUAUGCACAUUUUUAUAGACUGCAAGAUGUCUCUUCAAGAGGGAGCAGUUCCUAACUACUCAUGGGUUCCAAAGUACACUCAGCCUCAUUCUGAGCCUCCAGAUUACCAGCACAAUGUCUAUAUACCUGGCACCCCGUCUGACUACAGCACCCUGAAGCUGGCUCCCAGAGGAGAGCUGGAUGUCUACAACACUUUCUCUACAUUUGGAAAGAAAAAGAAAUACAUCUCACACUAUGAACAAACUUUUGACAGGGAUGAUGGUAUCAUAAGCAACGACAUCUUCAAAUGAUUUAACAUCCUGUGUAUUCUGUGUAAUGUAAAUGCUAUGAAAUGGUUUCACUUUAAAACUUUACAUUUCUUCUGCUGUGUGAGUAUUGUUUUUGGAGGCUACGAGACUGUUUCUUCUUUUGUGAGGUUAUUCAUUAACCAGAAAAUAUUUAUAUUUUUGUAAAUACUUAAAUAAGUAUGAAAAAGUCGGUAACACUUUGACGCCUAUCUCUAUAACACAUUAUAAAUAUAUGUAUAAUGCGUUAUAAUCACGUUAUAGCACUGAAUAACUAUAGUUAUAAACACUUAUAAAUGAUCAUAAUGCUUUAUAGCAAUAAUCAUAACACAUUAAAAAGCAUUUUAUCAUGACUUACAAGGUCAGGUAUUAUAAUGUGCUAUAGCUGUUGCACUGCAUUAUCUAUGUGGGCAUUGUCAGUAAGUUAUUAACAGUUAUAGCACAUUAUAAUAUCUGACCUUGUAAGUCAUGAUAAAAUGCUUUAUAAUGUGUUAUGAUUUUUGCUAUAAAGCAUUAUGGUCAUUUAUGAGUGUUGUAACUAUAGUUAUACAGUGCUAUAAUAUGAUUAUAAUGCAAUAUACAUAUAUUCAUAAUGCAUUAUAGAGAUAGGCGUCAAAUAAAGUGCUAUCAAAAAGUCCAGUAUCAAAGCUGCAUACUCUGCAGCCACCUGUGAGCUCAGGAUUUGCUCUGUUUUGAAGUUACCAGUGCUCUGUAAAAUCAAAGUGAAUGUUCUACUUAAAAAAAAAAAAGUUAUUUCUUAAUUUUAACAUACUAAUAAUACAUGAAAUGUCCAUGUACCAAUCAAAUAUACUGUAUGUACAUGCACUUUAUUGUCUUAACAGGGACAGUUAGGUGCAAUAUUGUGUGUCAAAGCUGUGGACCAUCUAACUGUAACUUCGAGUACUCAUUUAUUUUUGUUAUAAAUUCAAUGUGUGUUGAAGAAAAAAAAAAUUGACUUAAUCAUUGUGGGCAUUAUUUUUUUUUACAAAUGCUGAAGGAUAACACAACGCAGCUACCACAGUAGUUGCUCAUGGAGUUGAGAAGUGUCAUCUAAUUAUGCAUGUUGAAUUUUAGUAACAGGUCAUUAAGUGUGAAAACAGUCCAAUUACAAUGCACAUACAAUGCAAACAAUGAGUGGAGGUGAUUUUAACAUUUCAAGCAGCACAUGUUCAUUGAAAAGGGAAAAGGACUUUAGAAGAGGUGCAUAUGAUUUUAGAAAUAUGACUUCAAAAUGUUAAGAGUAACGAUCAAGAUUUAAAAGAGCAGGGUUCACUGAACGAUUAUGGUACAAGGAACAGCAGCACAGAUGUAAUGGUUUUAAUUUGGAUUGGGUAAAACACCGUAAUAAUGACACAUCGCAUUAAAAUGUUGACACAUGAGGGCAAUAACAGCUACAAUGCCACUGCAGUAACCCUCUGUUUUUAAGGUCACUGCUGUUUCAGAUGUUGUAUGAAUCUCUGAUCUGUUGUCAUUAUUGGAUGUGAUUUGUAUCUCCAUCAUGAAACUGUAUAUAUAUAAAUAAACAUAUAUAUAAAUUCUAUGUACAGUAUGUACUGAUGAUAAGAAAUCUGUUCUCAUCUCAAUAGUUGUAAUGUGUCAGUUUGCUGAUGCUGAACUGGUGUGUUGAUAUGUUUAUGAACUGACAGAUCAACUUAGUAGGGGGAUGGGCGGAUGGAUAUCUGAGCUUAACAUACUGUAUAAAACUGUGUUCUGUCAGCAGCAUGUUUUCAGUUCAAAUGAAAUAAGUAUACAAUACACAAUAAAUAAACUUUGACACUA